UACCCAAUUUAGCCUUAAAAAAAAAAAAAAAAACCAUUGACAACGCUUCAUUCACAAACACACAGGACAAAUAAAAAACCACAAACCCAAUUCAAAUCUACAAAUUUUCUCUUUUGAGUCAUUCUUGAUUUUGCAAUAUAAUCAAAUAAAACCACAACCCCACUUUAAAUCUACAAAUUUACUCUUUUGGGUGAUUCUUGUUUUUGCAAUUUUAAUCAAAAAAAAAAAUAUGAGGAAAAGAGAAAGAGAAAAUCCAUGUGGUGUUUGUGGUCAUUAUCACAAAUAUGAAGAAGGUGAAGUUUGUGGGAUUUGUGGACAUAGAAUGCCUGAUGUAACUGAAAAAGGUUCUUCAAUUCAAGUCAGUGCUUUCCCUUCUGAGAUCUUGCCAGAGUUUCUAUUUUUGGGUAGUUAUGAUAAUGCUUCUCGUGCUGAGCUUCUUAAGACUCUUGGGAUUUCAAGGAUUCUCAAUACAGUACCUGCUUGUCAGAAUCUUUAUAAAAAUUCCUUUACUUAUCACUGUCUUCAAGAUGACCAAAAUCUGGCAUUUGAUGAUGCUAUCCAAUUUUUAGAACAAUGUGAAAAGGACAGGGCUCGUGUUCUCGUCCACUGCAUGUUAGGUAAAAACAGGUCGGCAGCAAUUGUAAUUGCUUAUUUGAUGAAAAGUAAAGGAUGGAACCUUGCACAGAGCCUUCAGUGGACAAAAGAGCGAAGACCUUCUGUUGACCUAAAUCAAGAGGUCUACCAGCAGCUACAGGAGUUCGAGCAAAAGAUCUUCGGAUCACUUCAAAACCAGCCCAGCCCCGUCAUGCCAGCCUUUGCGUCUCCUGUGACAUCCUUCAACUUUGGCUUCCCAAAGCCCAGUGAUCCGGUUCCUGCUCCAGCCUUCAACAAUUCUAGUGCUCCUUCACUUUUUUCCCGUCCUGUUUUUGACGUUCCUCCACAGGGAUUCACUUUUGGAGCUAACAACGCCUCAGAAAGCCCUUUGAAUGGCAAUCAAAAUCCAAAUGGUAACGACGUUGCCAUGGACGGGUCAUGAAUCUACAUGCCUUUUGCCUUGUGAAAAGUCCUCAACUUCAACGAGUAUUAAGAAGGUUAUGCCAGUUGCUGAUGUCAAUCUACCAAGUUUUUCAUAAGUUCGGAUGUAAAGUGGGAGAAAGUGCUUAUAGAAAUCACACUGUGUAGAGUUUGACAUGACCAUAUCUUACGGUGCCAUCAAGAUGGAUUCAUUAUUCAGGAGAUCCAAGUAACUAUUGCCUACUCUGUAUCCGAUACUAAUUGCUGUUUUCACUUGAUCUCUUACAACUAGAUUUUGUGUAGCAACUGACUGUUAUACUAUGGCAAGGUGGAUGAAGUUUUUGACGAGAAA
Messenger RNA from Lycium ferocissimum, 1366 nucleotides. RefSeq names its product protein-tyrosine-phosphatase IBR5-like. Gene Ontology annotation, cellular component: nucleus. NCBI's taxonomy places the organism in Eukaryota, Viridiplantae, Streptophyta, Magnoliopsida, Solanales, Solanaceae. The record is from RefSeq and is a predicted model, not a curated record. The transcript has 5 exons. Gene Ontology annotation, biological process: negative regulation of MAP kinase activity; protein dephosphorylation; abscisic acid-activated signaling pathway. Gene Ontology annotation, molecular function: protein tyrosine/serine/threonine phosphatase activity; MAP kinase phosphatase activity. The coding region runs from base 230 to 1036 and encodes 268 amino acids.